Molecule: messenger RNA, 594 nt
Organism: Caenorhabditis sp. 36 PRJEB53466
Lineage: Eukaryota; Metazoa; Nematoda; Chromadorea; Rhabditida; Rhabditidae
Source: the annotation of a GenBank genome assembly
AUGUCUUCCACUUGGUUUACUACUUCUUCUUCUUCUUCUUCUUCUUCUAUCAAUUCGUGCGAGUACUAUGCCACGUGGGACUACCCGGAAUCCAGUUGCAUGUACUCGGGAUCCGUGUCGAUCAUUCCGAAAUUAUCCAAGGACGCUUCUGAAGUCGAACGGAAAGUUCACAGGUACGCGGUCAACUUGGAGAACGGCGUUCACUUGGUCCACUCGUUGAUCCGUCUGAUCCGAGUGCCCAUCUCAUUGGAUCUCUACCGAAAGUACGGUAUUCGUGAGUUGUGCCACAAGUACCUCUACCAAAUGGACACGACGGAUCAUGUUGUCAACCUGAUCGGACGCAUCAAAUCGUUGGAGCGCAAGGAGCAGCGGAAGAAGGAGGAGAACAUGACUGCCGUCGGAGGCAUCAAAAUGGACAAGGAUAUUGUGCGUUUGUUUGGAAUCAAAGCACCGACAGCUCGAUCCACAGAGUCUGAGUCCGAUUCUUCUCCGUCUCCACCCCCAAGCAACAACAUCUUCCUCACUGGAUCCGCCGAAAUGUCUGCCAAACUCGACGAGCUUCUCGCUUACGUCAAAUCGUCGAAAUCGCAAUAA